Molecule: messenger RNA, 1618 nt
Organism: Zingiber officinale
Lineage: Eukaryota; Viridiplantae; Streptophyta; Magnoliopsida; Zingiberales; Zingiberaceae
Product: ring-infected erythrocyte surface antigen-like
Exons: 2
Coding region: 79-1467 (462 amino acids)
Source: RefSeq, a predicted model, not a curated record
CGCCUCGAAGCAUUUCUGCGAUCUGCGAUCGGCGGUGACGACAUUUCAAACUGUUCUCGUUCUCCCGACGAGGUCGCUAUGGACAGCCGCCGUCUUCCUCUCUCCGGGAACGACCGGAAGCUUGCGGAAGAAGUUAUGUUCUUGCACUCUCUCUGGCGCCAGGGCCCGCCGCCUAAUCGCACUCGCUCCCGAAACCCUACUUUGGGUGCCGAUCUCCGUGAUCCCGGCGCCCCCCCUCCACGCGAUGGCCGGAAACGGAGGCAGAAGAAGAGGAUUAGAGGCGAGAUAGCCUCCUCAGAUCUAAAUGGCGACGUCCAGCCCUCCGAGAGCGGUGGGUUGCCGUGGCCUGUCGAAGAGUUACCGCCGCCUUCCACCGAGUGGCCGCCGGAGAAGAAACUGAGAUCUGCGCCGGAGCCCGCCCCUCCCCCAACCUCCGAGGAGCAGGCCAAGGUCGACGCGGCGAUCGCCCGGCAGAAGGCGCUCAAGGCGUCGCAGCUCUUCUUCGAGGAUCUGUACAAAGAGGACGAAGAGGGAUCCGAAGAAGACGACAACGAAUCCAUCGAAUUCGAGGAUGAUCUGGAGAAAUUGAAAAUCUACACUUUCUUCAUCGACAUUUUCACAAAGGAUCCGAUCCUGAGGCAGCACUACGAGAACAGCCAGACCGGGGAAUUCAAUUGCCUGGCCUGCGCAGGAAUCGGGAUGAAGGGCUUGAAGAAGUACAACAAUCCUGUCGCGAUCCUGCAGCACGCACAUUGUACAGUGACGGCCAAGAGGAAGAAAGGGCACCGGGCAUUCGCCCGAGCCCUGUGCAAGGUUCUUGGCUACAACUUCAAUAUGCUUCCUAGCUUGGUUCUCGACGCCGGAGAGCGUCUCGGUGAGUCCUUGGCAAAGGAUGUCAAAGCUCAGAAAGAAGCCGGUAUCGAAGAGGAAAACCAAGAACAUGUUGAGAAACAGGAAAAUGAAAACGCAGUCGAGGAGGAAAACACAGAAGAUGAUGCUGAGGAGGAAAAUAUGGAAGAUGAUGUCGAGGAGGAAAACACAGAAGAUGAUGCUGAGGAGGAAACUAUGGAAGAUGAUGUCGAGGAGGAAAACACAGAAGAUGUUGAGGAGGAAACUAUGGAAGAUGAUGUCGAGGAGGAAAACACAGAAGAUGAUCCUGAGGAGGAAAAUAUAGAAGAUGAUGUUGAGGAGGAAAACAUAGAAGGUGCUGUAGAGAAAGCCGAGAACAAAGAAGAUGUUGACCAAGUCGGAAACAAAGACGCCGUCGAGGAAGAAAACAUAGAAGAUGCUGCAGAGGAAGGGGAAGAUAUUUUUGAGGAAGUGGAAAACAAAGAUGCUGCUGAGCACGAAAACACAGAAAAUUCUGUAGAGAAAGGGGAAAACAUAGAUGCCAUUGAAGACGAAAACCCACCAGAGAACAUCACCAAUAACCUCACAGAAAAUCCACUUGAGUCAUCCUUCCAGUAGAUGCAUUUAGUCCUCUUCUUGUAAUCCAUGUCGCGUCAUGAUUCACAGGGAAUUUUGUACUGCCAAAUGACAGCAUCUGCAACUGAAAACCUGCCAUGUUCCUUAGUUUCAUUUCUGAACGUUAGUUUAAUAUUUCUGAAUUGUCUGGUCA